AUGAAAUUUUUCAGUCCUUUAUGGGGUCUUGCAGCAGCAGCGACCUUGCUGUUGGAGAGUAACCCGGUAUUCGCUGCCAAUGUCCAUCCAAGCCAAAUCUCCAAAAAAGAAUUCGAGGUCGUCCCUGGUCGUUACAUUGUCGAAUUUUCGGGUGGCAAUGUUGAUGCUAGCAGCAAAAAGCUUACUCAAUUGCUCAAUGGCAAGUUUGAUGAUACCGAAGUCUCCAUUGUUCGAUCCUGGAACCAUUCAUUCAUGCGUGGUAUCUCGCUUCAAAUCGAUACCGUCAAAAAAUCCAAGAGCAAAUCCAAUGACGAUGAUGAAGACCAAGUUGUGGAAUCCAUGUCCACUUCGAAUGAAAACGUUUUGGACUCCGUUAUGAAAGCCUUGCAAGAUGAAGCAUUGGUUACCAACGUUUAUCCUGUACGCAUCAUCCCUCGUCCUCAAUUGACUGCCACCCCUCUCAGCAGUGGCGCAAAGGGCAUCGACACUGGUUUACUUGAACCCCACGGCAUGACCCAAGUUGAUCGUGUUCACAAAGAACUCAAGAACAAGGGAAAGGGUAUCAAGGUCGGCGUUAUCGAUUCGGGUGUCGACUACAAGCAUGAAGCAUUGGGUGGAUGUUUGGGCAAAGGCUGCAAGGUAGCCUUUGGCUAUGAUCUUGUUGGUGAUGAUUACAAUGCUGAAGUACCAGGCAGCACGCCCAAGCCUGAUGAUGAUCCAUUGGAUGAUUGUGGUAAAGAUUCUGGUGCAAGCGGUCAUGGUACCCAUGUCUCUGGUAUCAUUGCUGGAAAGUCUGAGAACUUCACGGGUGUUGCCCCUGAAGCCACCUUGGGCAUGUGGCGUGUAUUCGGCUGUAAAGGUAGCGCAAGUAACGAUGUCAUCAUCCAAGCUAUGCUUGAUGCCUAUGAAGCUGGUGUCGAUAUCAUCUCCAUGAGUCUUGGAGAUUCGAUUGGAUGGCCUGAAAGUGCCGAUUCAGUUGUUGCUCAACGCAUUGUCGAAAGUGGUGUUCCAGUUAUCAUUGCAGCUGGUAAUGAAGGUGCUAGUGGUGCCUUUACUGCUGGUACUCCUAGUGUUGGCCAUGGCCCAGUAUCUGUUGCUUCAUUCGACAACAACUACUUUAUCGCCAAGCAAUUCUCUGCUGAUGGUUUGGAUGGCAAGCAAAUUUAUUCCCCAAGCGAAUCCUCUGGUCAGCUUCCUGAUGGUGAGCUUGCUCUUGGUGACAAGAAUGUUGACAGCUCUUCGGAUGCUUGUAAGGCUGAAAAUGUACCCAAGGAAGUGAAGGGCAAGAUUGGUCUUGUUCGUCGUGGCUCUUGUACUUUUGAUGAAAAGGCUGCCAACCUUGCUAAGGCUGGUGCUAUUGGUGCCUUGGUAUUCAACGCUGAAGGUGAUGUUUUUACUCCUUCCACAACUACAGCCAAGAUCCCCGUGGCUGGUGUCUCGAAUGAAAUUGGUUUGAAAUUGGUUGAUCUUCUCAAGGGUGGUAAGACCGUCAAGGCUUCCUUUGAUCAUCAAGAAAGCACCCUUCCUGUAUCUACCGGCAAGACUGUUUCAUCUUUCUCCAGCGUUGGUCCUUCAUACGAAAACGACUUCAAGCCUGAGAUUGCUGGUAUUGGUGGCAAUGUCUAUUCCACUCUUCCCCGUUACCUCGGUGGUUGGGGUAUGAUGAGUGGUACUUCGAUGGCAACUCCUUACGUCGCUGGUGCUGUUGCUUUGUACCUUAAGCAGGCUCAAAAGGAUCAUGAUCUUUCGACCAAGCCCAAAUUCAUCACCGAACAAUUCCAACACUAUGCUUACAAGGCCCCUAACGUCAACGUUGUUGGUAUCGAUUCUCCUCUUGCUCAAGGAGCUGGUUUGAUUCAAGUGUAUGAUACCCUCAUGCAAAAUGUUCAUAUCACCCCUGGUGCUAUCUCAUUCAACGACACUGCCAACAUUGUCCGCACUCAAAAGUUGACUAUCAAGAACAAUGGUCACUCCACCGUGUCCUACCAAAUCAGCAACAACGUCAGCGUUGCCAUUCAACCCUACGACCAAAAUCCUUACAUCUUUAGCGAGCCUGCCACAUACAUCAAUGAUGAGAGAAAUGCCGCAGCCUCCAUCAAGUUCAACAAGAAGACCAUCAAGUUGGGACCUGGCAAGAGCGCUACCAUCAAAUUUACCAUUACCCCUCCUACAAAGCACAACAGCCCUGAUGAUCAUAUCAUGUAUGGCGGCUUCAUCCAAUUCAAGAGCCAAAACAGCAAGCACAAGGAUCUCACUGUUCCCUAUUUUGGCAUUGUUGGUGAUCAACGCAAGUUGCCAUUGUUCAUGCCCGAUUCGCCUGUGGUGACGGAUGAGAAUCAAAGCAAGUUGUACGAUAGCAAGGAUGAUGUUUUUGUAUUCGACCCCAAGAACGCAACCACCGUCCCCUACUUUAUCUAUGGUUUCCAAACCCCCACCGCACAUCUUAAGGCCACUUUGUACACCGAAAAGGGCAAGGCUCUUGGUACUGUGUGGUCUGCAGAUUAUGAAAUUGGCCGCAACACCCUUAGCGAGCCUUACACUGCCACUAUUUGGGAUGGCACUUACAAGCCUACCAUUGGCAAAUUUGAAUUCCCAAUCUCUUUGCAAGCACCCAAGGGCAAGUACCGCAUUGGCUGGAAGGCACUCAAGCUCCUUGGCAACCCCAACAAGAGCCAAGACUGGGAAUCGUGGACUUCAUGCAUUAUUCAAGUCGUCUAA
This is a messenger RNA of Lichtheimia ornata, 2718 nucleotides long. RefSeq lists its product as uncharacterized. NCBI's taxonomy places the organism in Eukaryota, Fungi, Mucoromycota, Mucoromycetes, Mucorales, Lichtheimiaceae. Gene Ontology annotation, molecular function: tripeptidyl-peptidase activity; serine-type endopeptidase activity. Gene Ontology annotation, biological process: proteolysis. The coding region runs from base 1 to 2718 and encodes 905 amino acids. The record is from RefSeq and is a predicted model, not a curated record. The transcript is spliced from 7 exons. Gene Ontology annotation, cellular component: cell wall; cytosol; membrane.